This is a messenger RNA of Durusdinium trenchii, 435 nucleotides long. The record is from the annotation of a GenBank genome assembly. NCBI's taxonomy places the organism in Eukaryota, Dinophyceae, Suessiales, Symbiodiniaceae.
AUGCUUGAACUUCUUCAGCUGAAACUUGUGAGUGGUGCACUGUUUGCACCAAGGGUGCCUUUGGGCACUCUUUUGUUUCAGGCGCUUCAAGAACUACAACAUGAGUUCGGGCGAUAUGAAGAAGCUCUUUGCCAAAACAACGUGAAGGAACUGGACCUUUUGUUCCACAAAAGCCCUGAGACCGUCCGCUAUGGAGUUUCGGAGAAUCUGUAUGGCUACGAGGCCAUCCAGGCCUUUCGCGGCGCGCGUGCUCCGCCGGGGCAGCGGGAGAUCUUGAGAUCGGCGUUGACCACCUAUGGAAGCGACCUGGGAGUGACUCACAUCGAGUUCCAGCGCGAUGGGAGUCGCAGAGUGGGUCGACAAACCCAGACAUGGCUUCGAAGCUUGGUGGGGAGGACGCUGGAAUCCGCUGUGUCUGGCGUGGACCGGGUCUAG